Messenger RNA from Saprolegnia diclina VS20, 1524 nucleotides. RefSeq lists its product as hypothetical. NCBI's taxonomy places the organism in Eukaryota, Oomycota, Saprolegniomycetes, Saprolegniales, Saprolegniaceae. The transcript has a single exon. Gene Ontology annotation, cellular component: extracellular region. The record is from RefSeq and is a predicted model, not a curated record. Bases 24 to 1439 code for a protein of 471 amino acids. Gene Ontology annotation, biological process: chitin catabolic process; carbohydrate metabolic process. Gene Ontology annotation, molecular function: chitin binding; chitinase activity.
GCUACAAGAACGUCGUCUACUUUAUGGAGUGGGGUAUCUACGGCCGCAACUUCCACCUCUACGACCUUGACUGGUCGCGCAUCACGCACAUCAACUACGCCUUUGGCAAGCCCGCGACCGAUGGUACGGUUGGCAUCUACGACUCGUGGGCCGCCACCGACAAGCGGUACCCGACCGACUCGUGGAGCGACACGGGCAACAACGUGUACGGGUCGUUCGGCCAAGGCUUCAAGCUCAAGAAGCAGUUCCCGAACACCAAGUUUGGUCUCUCGAUCGGCGGCUGGACGUUGAGCGACCAGUUUAGCGGCAUCGCGAGCACCGAGGCCGGUCGGUCGACGUUCGCCAAGAGCUCGGUCAAGAUGAUGCUGGACCUCGGCCUCGACUUUAUCGACAUUGACUGGGAGUACCCUGUCGAGGGCGGGAACGACUCGCCGCCCGUGCCGCACCGUCCGGAUGACAUGCAAAACUUUGUGGCGCUGCUGACGGCGAUCCGGACCGAGCUCGCCAAGCUGCCGUUCAAGGCCGAGCUGAGCGUCGCGUCGCCGGCCGGUCCGGCCAACUACCGCCACUGGGACUUCAAGGCGGUCUGCGAGCAGCUCGACUUUAUCAACAUCAUGACGUACGACCUGGCGGGCAGCUGGAGCACGUACACGGACCACCAAGCCAACUUGUUUGAGGACCCCAACCACCCGCCGGGCGCCAAGUACUCGGCCCACGGCGCGAUCCAGGACUACAUCAAGGGCGGGUGCCCGAGCAACAAGAUCGUCAUGGGCAUUCCGGCCUACGGUCGGUCGUUCGAAGGCUCGUCGGGUCUCUACGGCAACUUUACACCGCCGACGGCCGGCUCGUGGGUCUCGGGGAAUGACGGCAAGGGGGUGUGGGACUACAAGGCACUGCCGCAGCCCGGCGCGACCGAGUUCUACGACGAAAAGCUCGGCGCCGCGUACAGCUACGACGCCAACCGCAAGGUCUUUACGUCGUACGAGUCGCCGACGAGCCUCGCGGCCAAGCUCGACUACAUCAAAAAGUACAACCUCGGCGGCACCAUGUUUUGGUCGGGCGACGCCGACGCCAAGGCUGGCACGCCGCGGUCGCUCAUCACGCAAGUGUACAACACGCUCGGGAAGGACAACAUGGCGUUCUCGCCCAACAACAUCAAGUACCCGACGUCCAAGUACGACAACAUUCGCAACGGAUCGACACCGGCGCCGACGAGCGCGAGUCCCGUGACGACCAACCCGACGCCGGUGACAACCAACCCGACGCCGGUGACAACCAACCCGACGCCCGUGACGACGGCUCCGGCACCCACGACGGCGUCGCCGAGCGACAAGUGCGAAGGCAACCGCAACGUGUGCUUCUGGCCGCUCACGCACCAAGUGGUCAACUACGGCAAGGAGGACUGCGUCAAGUUCUCGUCGUUUGUAUGGUGCCCGUAAGCGCGUCAGGUGCCGAGCUUGCAUGUACAGUCAGUCGUCGUCUGCUGUCGAAUAAUGCGUUUGAAUCCAUCACUAUGAGUUGUGA